Molecule: messenger RNA, 3723 nt
Organism: Humulus lupulus (European hop)
Lineage: Eukaryota; Viridiplantae; Streptophyta; Magnoliopsida; Rosales; Cannabaceae
Exons: 9
Coding region: 1-3723 (1240 amino acids)
Source: RefSeq, a predicted model, not a curated record
AUGGUGAGGCGUAAGAAAAUUAUUCAGAAGUCUGGAUCUAAAUCAUCUCCGAUCGUGAGUAGCACUCGAAAGGAUUUUCUUGAUAGGGUGGAGGAUGAAGAUGUGGUGAGGGGGGACCCCCUGGAGGAGGUUUCGGCAGAUACGGUGGAUGUGUUUCAAGAGGUUGGGGAGGACCAUUCUUUGGUAAAUUGCGAUCAGGUCAAGUCAGGAAAUAUUUCAGGUUCUGGGUCAUGGGCGAAGGAAGCAGAAGAGAAAGAUUUUCAGGAAUUAGCUAAGGAAAAGUGGUCCAAACUUCAAGACUCCUUUGCUGCUCAGGGUGGUGCUCGACUCAAUUAUGAGGAACCAUUGCUCCAAGAAGGAUUCAUCAAUCGCAUAUGGGGUAAAUUGGGUAUUGAGAGAAUUGCUCGUAUGAAUGAGGGUUAUACUCUAGUCAAAUUUAGGGAUGAAGCCACUAGAGAUAUGGUUUUGGAAGCAGGAGUGGUACACUUUGACAGAAAACCUGUUUUGCUGAGGCCUUGGUCGACCAAUUUGGAUAAGUUGAGGAUGGUGAAAUCAGUUCCGGUCUGGGUUCGUCUGCCAGAUUUGGGUCUCCAGUAUUGGGGCCUUAAAACUCUGAGUGCACUUGUUAGCACUAUAGGUAAGCCUAUGAUGAUGGAUAAGGUAACCAAGGACAAGUCAAUGGUGAAAUUUGCUAGAGUUCUAGUGGAUGUUGAAAUAUCUGAUCGUAUCCCUCAUUGUGUAAAUUUUAUUAAUGAGUGUGGUCAAUUGAUGGAACAAGCAAUAAAUUGUAAACAUGCUCAAGAGGUUCAUUGGAAGCCAAAGCAGAAGGUCACUAAGUCUGAUAAAGGGGAUCCUGGGGAAUCUGCUGAUUUGGGUGAGCCAGUUCUCGAGGAAAGGUCAAUGGAUCCUCACCUAUUAAUAGCUGAAAAGGUGGUACAAAAGAAUGGCAAGAGUGAUCAGGUGGCUAUUAUAGGAGAGUUGAAGGCUGAAAGGACAUUAGCAAAGGAAACCAGUUGUUCAUCGAUAGGGCAGGAGAUAUUAUGGAGAACAAGGAAGUGGUUUCAAAGAGGAGUUUACAAGAAAUUCAGAAAUCUAAUGGAGGGGUGUAACUUGCUUUUUCGGAACAUUAGGGGUUUAAAUGGUAGGAAUAAGCAAAGAUCUCUAUUAGAUUUUUGUACUGUUAAUAAAAUUGGUUUUGGUGGUUUUCUUGAAACUAAGUUGAAAAACAAUAAGGUUGAGGAGAUGAUGAAGAAUUUCUUCCUGGGUUGGCAUUGGUACAACAGUGGGUCAGUGGAAGGAAGGAUUCUGUUAGUUUGGAAGGAUGAUAUAGUUCAAGUCAAUGUUAUUCAGGAUAUGGACCAGCUUAUACAUUGUGAAGUGAAGAUUAAGGGAGUUGUUCAGAAGGCCUAUUUGUCUAUUGUUUAUGGUAGAAAUUCGAUUGAGGAGAGAAAGGAGCUGUGCUCUCAAUUAACUUUACCUCAGGCUUCUGUUGAGCCUUGGUUGGUUGUUGGGGACUUUAAUGUUAUCUUUGAAUUCGAUGAUCGUAUUGGGGGUAGAAUGAAAGCAGAAUCAAGAAUCUUCUCUAAGUUGAAUAGGAUUUUUAUCAAUGAGUUGUGGUUAGAUUUCUUUCCAGAGUCAGAAGCUCGUGUCAACUGGGAUACAAUCUCUGAUCACUGUUACUGUAUCAUUAAAACAGUUCAGUUUAAGGAGUCCAGGAUCAAACCUUUUAGAUUUUAUAACUUGUGGGCUAAUCACAAGGAUUUCCGAAGUACAGUUCUUGAUAGCUGGUCUAAACCAACUGGUGGUUUCCAGCAUUAUACUGCAGCUAAGCAGAGGUAUGAGAGAGCUCAGCUCUUGUUGCAACAGUCUCCUUAUUCAUGUUUUCUGGGUAAGAAUAGUUCAGUUACUGGUCGGGUGGAUCUGAACUGUUUCCAGCAGGGAAACGUCUUGUCUUUGGAGCAACAACUCGAUCUGACUCAGCCAUUUACUAAGAAAGAUGUUAAGAGAGCUUUAUUUAGUAUUCCCUCAAUCAAGAGUCCUGGUCCUGAUGGUUUUGGUUCAGGUUUUUUUAAAGCUCUUUGGAAUGAUAUAGGGGUUGAAAUCUCUGAUGCGAUUUUGAUGUUUUUUGAGCAUGGUGAGAUUCCUUCAGAGUUAAAUGGGACAUUUUUAACUCUUAUUCCUAAGUUGGCUAAGAUUCUUCCAAGGAUUAUUCACCAAAAUCAAGGAGCUUUUAUAAAGAAUAGGCAACUUGCUCAUAAUAUCUUAAUCCUUCAAGAUUUGCUUCAUGGAUAUACUAGGAAGAAUAUUUCUCCCCGGUGUUUGAUAAAGAUUGAUCUUAGUAAGGCGUAUGACUCUAUUGAUUGGGCUUUUUUGGAGGAGAUUAUGACUGCAUUUUGCUUUCCUAGAAGGUUUAUUAAAUGGAUUAUGAUUUUUUUGAAGGGUACCUCUUAUACCCUUUUAUUGAAUGGGAGAUUACAAGGUAGUUUUGAAGGGAGGAAAGGAUUAAGACAAGGAGACCCUAUUUCUCCUCUGCUUUUUGUGCUGGUUAUGGAGUAUCUCACUAGGCCUCUUAAACAAGUUUUUAAUCACAGAGAGUUUAGAUUUCAUCCCAUGUGUAAGCACUUACAUCUAGUGAACAUUUGCUUUGCGGAUGACUUGAUUUUGUUCUGUAAAGGAAACUUUAGAUCAGUUCAACUUUUAUUUAAGGGUAUUUUGAGUUUCUGUAACAGUUCUGGGCUUACUGCCAAUUUGAAUAAGUCCCAAUUAUUCUUUGGGGAAGUGGCUACUGAGGUGAAGAUCAAUAUCCUUAAUUAUGUUGCUCUUGGUGAGGGAAGAUUUCCUUCGAAAUAUCUGGGGGUUUCUUUGAGACCUACGAGAUGGCUGGUUGCUGAUUGUGGUGAGAUCAUCAAGAAAAUUCAGGCUAGACUUCAUGUUUGGGCGAGUAGGCACUUAUCAUUUGCAGGGAGAACUCAACUGAUAUUUUCGGUUCUACUGAGCAUUCGCAAUUAUUGGAUGCAUAUUUUUAUGCUUCCCUCUAGUGUUAUUCAAGAAAUAGACAGAUUGUGUCGUAAAUUUCUUUGGGGUUCCACUAACAACCGCAGCAAGUUCCCUUGUACUUCUUGGUUUCAGUGGAUUGAUGCGAUUUAUCUUAAGGGUCAGUCUUUCUGGUCUUAUCAUCUAAAACCAGAUGUGAGUUGGUAUUGGCGUAAGCUUUGCUACCUGAGAGAGAUUUUUCUUGAAGCUGUUUUGGUAGAUUCGGCUGUGAAUGGUAAACUUAAACUGAAAGUUCUGCUCAGUAGCAUUCUUCAAAGGGAUAAUGUAGAUUAUGCUAAGGCAGUUUGGUGUAGUCUAUCAGUCCCUAAGCAUCGUUUUAUUCUUUGGCAAUCGGUGCUUGGUCAUUUACUGACUAGGGACAACCUGAUGAAGUGCCAAAUAUCUUUUAUAUCUCUGUUAUGUCCGGUUUGUAAGAGGGAAGAGGAAUCUCAUUUGCAUUUGUUCUUUGACUGUAUCUUCUCGCGGCAGGUUUGGCAGUUGCUUAAAGAUUGGUUGGGUCCUGGUAUUUGGCCUAAUCAAUUUGCUGGCUGGAAGGAGUGGUUAAAAGGGAAGCCUAAGAAUAUUUUGCACUGCAUUUCAGUAGCUUCAUUGGCAGCAGCGGUUUAUAGUAUUUGGUGCAAUAGAAACUCUUGUAUUUUUUCUCAUUGUUCCUUUUCUCCUUUCACUUAG